AUGACUACUACGAAAGCUCUCGUUAAUAUUCGUCCAGGCCACGCCGAGGUUCAGGACAUUCCUGUGCCAGCUCUUGAGCCCGGCUACAUUAGAGUCAAACCCACCGCAUGGGCUAUCAACCCAGAUGAUGCUUACCACCUUGGCCUAGAAGGUGAUGAGACUUGCGCUGGUGCUGUCGUUGGGACAGACUAUGCCGGUGUUGUCGUAGAGGUUGGGUCCGGAGUUGAGAGGGACUUCAAAGUUGGGGAUCGCAUCGCUGGUGGUGUCAAUAUAUUGCGGAAGCAUGAUGGCGCUUUUGCGCACUUGAUUCAUGUUAAGGCAGAUAUUCAGAUGAAGAUUCCUGAUAACAUGAGCGACGAAGACGCUGCGACUCAGGGCGUUGCGCUCAUCACGAUGGGCGUUGGUAUAUACCAGCAUCUUUAUCUUCCCCUUCCAGAUGAACCAGCAAAGGAGCCCUUUCGUGUUUUUAUCUACGGUGGCAGUACAGCCAUGGGGAUCUCGGCAAUCCAAUUUGCAAAGCUCGCUGGCGCCACAGUUAUUACUACUUCGUCACCCGGUAAUGCAGAUUAUGUCAAGUCUUUGGGCGCCGAUCAUGUCCUCGACUACAAGUCCAAAACUCUUGUCGACGACAUCCUCAAAAUAACAGGCGGUCCCCUUCUCCACGUCUUCGACACACAUCCCAAUCCCGCCAGCCUCACAACCUCCGCAUUAAUCCUCCAAGAGACCCCAUCCGCGAUCUACAUCUCCCUCAACCCCGGACCCGAACACGAAGUCAAACGCCUCAACCCUCACGUCACCGCUGAGUCUAUCCUCGCAUACUCGGCCACAGGUAAUCUGUGGAUGUAUGAGAAUGAGUUUUACGAGGCUGUACCAGCAGACUUUGCAUUCCAGAGAAGAUUUGUCAAAGUGGCUGAGAAGCUGCUCGAAGAGGGACUAGUCAAGCCGCCGCGUGUUUUCCUGAAUAGAGGGGGGAGUGGUUUAGAGGGCGCUUUGAAGGGACUGGCUGAUAUGAGAGAGGGGAAGUACAUCGGCUAA
Molecule: messenger RNA, 1035 nt
Organism: Fusarium proliferatum ET1
Lineage: Eukaryota; Fungi; Ascomycota; Sordariomycetes; Hypocreales; Nectriaceae
Exons: 4
Coding region: 1-1035 (344 amino acids)
Molecular function (GO): oxidoreductase activity, acting on NAD(P)H
Source: RefSeq, a predicted model, not a curated record